This is a messenger RNA of Engraulis encrasicolus (European anchovy), 792 nucleotides long. Its product is annotated as BAG family molecular chaperone regulator 1-like. The coding region runs from base 99 to 722 and encodes 207 amino acids. Gene Ontology annotation, cellular component: nucleus; membrane; cytoplasm. The transcript has 7 exons. The record is from RefSeq and is a predicted model, not a curated record. Gene Ontology annotation, biological process: protein stabilization. NCBI's taxonomy places the organism in Eukaryota, Metazoa, Chordata, Actinopteri, Clupeiformes, Engraulidae. Gene Ontology annotation, molecular function: adenyl-nucleotide exchange factor activity; protein-folding chaperone binding.
AGGAAAACACCGCUAAACACACACACUCGCGCUGAAAUAUUACUCUUAAAUGUUGGAGUACAACGUUAGAAGCGGGGUUUAGUUUCAAAACACAAGCAAUGGCAACCGACGCUUUGACAGUCACAGUUGCUUAUGGCACAGCAAAGCACAGCAUUACGGUGCGGACGCCGGAGGGAGGGGAGGAGCCAUGUCUGAAAGACCUGUGUGACGCGCUGACAGAAGCCACCGGCGUCCCGGCGCCCUCCCAGAAGCUCAUCUUUAAAGGGAAGUCUUUAAAGGAAAUGGAGGAUACGCUAUCCAGCUAUGGCAUCAAGCAGUCCUGCAAGAUCAUGCUCAUUAGGAAAGGGAACAGUCCGGAAGAGGAGGCGGAGCUUCGUAAGCUGAAGGACAUCGAGAAGACGGUGGAGCAGGCGGCUAAGAAGCUGGAGAAGGUGGACGGGGAGCUGGCCGGACUCAGGAACGGUUUCCUGGCCAAGGACCUCCAAGCGGAAGCUCUCAGCAAGCUGGAUCAUCGGGUCAAAGUCGCCUCAGAACAGUUCAUGAAGAUCUUGGAACAAAUCGACGCCAUGAGUUUGCCGGAGAACUUCAGUGACUGUCGCAGCAAGAAGAAGGGUCUGGUCAAAUCCGUUCAGGGCUUCCUGGCUCAAUGUGACCGGAUCGAGGCGGGCAUAUCAGACCACCUGGCCAAAAUACAGUCCAAAAACCUGGCCCUCGCUGAGUAGGAGGAAGAGAGGAGAGAAGAGAAGAGAGGAGAGAAGAGAAGAGGAGAGAGAAGAGGAUGGAAGAGAAGAG